CUCUUUCCGUUCAUUUGGAAGGAAGUGAAAGAUUUGGUUCUCAGUAAUCUGGAUGUGGAAAAUAGUUUCUCAAUUCUCUCCGUCACAAGCUCAAAAGGGAAAACCGGACUGAAGAUCAGAGUGGCUCGUUUCAGCUCCAACAGUGGACGCUAAUUAGAGAUGGUGGGCGCAAAGCAGGAAGGUGGGCGUUCUUCAGGCCCGCUGGCGAGCCGAAUGAUUUGGUAGAAAACUGGGGAAAGAGCUGCGUAUCACCGACGCUUUAGUCUUUACUACGAGUCUGCUCUUUUUCCUUCCUUUUCUGUCCUCUCUCUCUAUCUCUCCUGUGUAUGAUAGACAGAUCUUCAGUUUCUGUGUGGUGAUUGUGUGUACGUCACGAAGAGAGACGGUUUUUAAUGCAAGAACGAGGAUCCCGCUGUAAAAGUGAGAGAAACGAGGGAGGGAGUUGGGGUUAGAGUAAACUGUGAAACGCGGGGAGGAGGAGGAGAGGUCGCCGACAGAGUAAAUGAGAUUGCUGAUAAAAAGGCAGUGCACGUUCGGUUGUGCUCUCUGCCUAUUCCCCAUCUGUCUCUCUGCUUUCAGUCGCUCCUCCUCUGAGGAAUAAUACGGAAAGGAGAUCUGGUGAGGUCAGUCAUUCAUCGUUGCUUCUACAUUUAAACCUCCUACUUCUUUUUCAUAGUACAGGUCCUCCCUCUGUUGCUCACCGCUUCUAAUCUUAACUUUCCUCCUUAGCAUUUCUGAGUCCUCUUAUCUCCUGCACCUUUCUUCCUCCUUACUUCGUUUCUCUCUUUCUCAUCUCUAUAUGGUUCUUAUGGAAAAUGAAUUAAGUUGAGCAGAUCUAUUGCUUAUAUCGGGUGUUCAUGUGAAGCGUUGUGUUUGGAAGAUGUCGAAGCUAUCCAUAUCGGGGUACUUUGUAUCUGAAAAGGUGAAGGGUAAAGAAUACAAGCAAGGGUCUUAUCCUGAUAGAAAAUUCAGAGCUCUUCCAAUAACUGUAGUGGUUCUAUUACUCUGCGCACUUUCAUUUUAUCUUGGUGGUGUAUUUUGCUCUGACAAGCAUAAGCUGCUUGAAAGGCCAGUAGUUGUAGCCCCCCAAACCCCUAAAAAGGUUGCAGUUACUUCUCCUCAACUUAAGUCGGUUGUUUUUCCUGAGUGUGGCAUUGACCAUCAGGAUUACACCCCAUGCACAGAUCCGAAGAGAUGGCGAAAAUACAGUUAUAAUCGACUUUCAUUCAUGGAGCGUCACUGCCCUCCACUCUUUGAGAGAAAAGAAUGCUUAGUUCCCCCACCAAAUGGGUACAAGAUACCCAUCAGAUGGCCAAAGAGCAAAGACGAAUGUUGGUACAGGAAUGUUCCUUAUGACUGGAUUAACAAUCAGAAAUCAAAUCAAAAUUGGUUAAGAAAACAAGGGGAGAAGUUCCUGUUUCCAGGAGGUGGAACCAUGUUCCCCAAAGGUGUUGGUCAUUAUGUGGACUUGAUGCAAGCUUUGAUCCCAGGGAUGAAGGACAAGAGCAUAAGGACAGCUCUUGAUACUGGUUGUGGGGUUGCUAGCUGGGGAGGUGAUUUACUAGAUCGUGGAAUCCUAACAAUGUCCCUUGCACCAAGAGACAAUCAUGAAGCCCAAGUGCAGUUUGCUUUGGAACGUGGCAUUCCUGCAAUAUUGGGAAUUCUGUCUACUCAACGCCUGCCUUUUCCGUCAAACUCAUUUGAUAUGGCCCAUUGCAGCAGAUGCUUGAUUCCAUGGACUGAAUUUGGUGGAGUUUAUCUUCUGGAGAUACACCGGAUACUUAGGCCUGGGGGUUUCUGGGUCCUAUCUGGGCCCCCUGUUAACUAUCAAAACCGUUGGCGUGGAUGGAAUACCACAAUUGAAGAACAGAAAGCCGACUACAACAGUUUGCAGACUCUGCUUACGAAAAUGUGCUUUAAGCAGUAUAGCAAGAAAGAUGACAUUGCUGUGUGGCAAAAGUCCACAGACAAUAGCUGUUAUGAUAAACUGGCUAAGGCAGACUCGUAUCCACCAAAAUGUGAUGAUAGUUUUGAGCCGGAUGCUGCUUGGUAUGUUCCUCUCAGGCCCUGUGUGGUGGCUCCGGACCCCAACUUGAAGAAAACAUCAUUAAAAUCACUACCAAAAUGGCCUGAACGUCUUCAUGCUGCUCCCGAGAGGGUCAGUAUCAUUCAUGGGGGCAGUGCUGGUGCAUUUAACCAUGAUGACUCUAAGUGGAAAGUCAGGGUCAAGCAUUACAAGACUCUUCUUCCCGCUCUUGGGACUGAUAAGAUUCGCAAUGUCAUGGACAUGAAUACUGUGUAUGGAGGCUUUGCUGCUGCUCUAAUUGAUUCUCCAUUGUGGGUGAUGAAUGUUGUGUCUUCAUAUAGUAUCAAUACUCUCAGUGUUGUGUUUGACCGAGGCUUGAUUGGCACGAACCAUGAUUGGUGUGAGGCAUUCUCUACAUAUCCUCGAACAUAUGAUCUCUUGCAUCUUGAUGGCCUCUUCACUGCUGAAAGCCACAGGUGCGAGAUGAAGUAUGUGCUGCUUGAAAUGGACCGUAUCCUAAGACCAGAUGGCUAUGUGAUCAUGCGCGAGUCCAGCCAUUUCGUGGAAGCAAUACAGAAUGUUGCCAAGGGAAUGAAAUGGAGCUGCCAGAAGCAUGAUACGGAGUACAGUGUGGAGCAGGAAAAGGUUCUUAUCUGCCAAAAGAAGCUUUGGUAUUCCUCAGGCAAGAAGACGACAGAGUAGUAUAGGAGUCUUGAUUUCUUCAUCGUAAUUACAAGAUAAAGGAAGCAAGUAAUGAGAGAGAGGGAGAGGGUUCAACGACUUAUGAAUGCUUGGUAGGAUGCAAAGUUUCUGCUGAGCUUCAGGAGUUCCCCUACACGUAGACUAGAAUGAAAUACGUGAUGUCCGUCAUUAUCUUUCACAAAUGUAUUCUCAGGCAAUUUAAUUCUUUAUAUCCCUAUUUUUCAUGCGAUUCUUUGAGGCGUCCAGGAAGAAGCAGAACUAUUCAAAUCAAAAUUGAUUUUUUCGCUGUAAUUGUUAAAAGUGAGUCGGCAGAUAUGUAUGUGAUACUCGAUUAUUUUCCAAUCCAGUAAUAAUAUUUCUAUUUCUGUAUUUA
This is a messenger RNA of Nymphaea colorata (pocket water lily), 3101 nucleotides long. Its product is annotated as probable methyltransferase PMT20. The transcript has 9 exons. The record is from RefSeq and is a predicted model, not a curated record. Gene Ontology annotation, molecular function: methyltransferase activity. Gene Ontology annotation, cellular component: trans-Golgi network; cytoplasm; endosome. Bases 881 to 2728 code for a protein of 615 amino acids. NCBI's taxonomy places the organism in Eukaryota, Viridiplantae, Streptophyta, Magnoliopsida, Nymphaeales, Nymphaeaceae.